UUAUCAUGCGGCUUCCUCACACUGCUCUGUUGAAUGAAUAUCAGCACCAUGUUUUCAAGUACUAUUUUAAGCUGGUGUGACAGUAAGAUUGUUUUGCUGUUUCUUUUUGUCUUGCUGCUCCUCAUAAGCUCACGGAGGAAAAGAAUCCGGAUUAACUUUCCUCCUGGUCCAUGGGUUAUUCCCCUCCUCCAAGACGUCUUGACUGGCUUUGAUCAUCACGCUGCAGAUAAGGCUGCUAAGAAGUAUGGAAACAUUUUCAGCGUUUGGAGAGGAUGUGUGAAAAUAGUCUAUGUGUCAGGAUUUCAAAUGGUACAUGAAGUGUUGGUCACACAAGGAGACAAUUUCCUGGAUCGUCCAGUAUCUCCUCUAUAUAAUGAGGCAUUCAAAGGCAAUGGGAUUUCUGUCAGCAAUGGAUACAGAUGGAGAAGGCAGCGGCACUUUUCAGUGAGCCACAUGAAAAGCAUUGGCAAUGGCGGAAGAACCAUGGAGCUGAACAUCCUGAAGGAAUGUGCACUUCUGUGUGGAGCAAUCCAAGAAGAGCAAGGGGGUGCCUUCGAUCCUCACAUGAAAAUUAACCAUGCGGUGGCGAACGUCAUCGGAUUUUUAAUAUUUGGGAAAUGCUUCAGCAGCAAUUCCCCUGACUUCCAGGCACUUCUCAACCUCAGUGCAGAAUCUGUUUCACUCGUGCAUACACCUCUUGCUCAGCUUUAUGAUAUGUGUCCAUGGAUCAUGAGGCGACUGCCAGGACCACAUGAGAUCAUCCUGAGCAACUACUCAAAGCUCGCAUACUUUGUAAGGAAGCAAAUUGAGAUCCACAAGAAAGACUGGGAUCCCUUUUACCACAGAGACUUUGUUGACUCUUACAUAGGGGAGAUCGAUAAGAGAAGGAAGGAUACAGAGGCUGGUUUCAGAGUGGAGAACCUAGCCUACUGCACGCUGGACAUGUUUGAAGCCGGUACUGAGACUGUGACCAGCACACUGCGAUGGGCCCUCCUCAACAUGAUUAAGUACCCAGUCAUCCAAGAGGAAGUCCACAGUGAGAUUGAGCGGGUGGUGGGGCGCUCUCGCCCGCCAUGUCUGGCUGACCGGGUCUACAUGCCCUACACUAACGCAGUGCUGCACGAGACCCAGCGACUUGGCAACAUCCUGCCCAUGAACACACCCCGUGUGGCACGCAGAGACACAACGCUCGGAGGAUACCUCAUACCUCAGGGGACCAUGGUCAUAACCAGUCUGUCGUCAGUGCUCCAUGACAAGUCAGAGUGGGAGACGCCUCUCCAGUUUAACCCAUACCACUUCCUGGACAGCCAGGGUUCGUUUAGGAAAAGGGAGGCCUUCUUUGCUUUCUCAGCAGGGAAGAGGAUGUGCCUGGGAGAACAUCUAGCCCAGAUGGAGCUCUUCCUCUUCUUCACCUCCCUCCUCCAGCGCUUCUCCUUCUCCUCUCCACCGGGGCCGGAGCUCAGUCUAGAGGCCCAGGGCACCGCCGUCAUGGCCCCCAGGCCCUUCAAAGUGCACGCCUCACCUCGCUGAGAUGAAGCCAUGUGGCUGUCUGUGGCCCAAACAGGAAGCUAGCCACUUGCUGACUUGCCACUUGUUUGACUUCACUCUCUGCGCUGUACAUCUUGUGGUAUUGUUUCAGCACUUAGAGAGACUUAGACCAACAACUAUGAACUGAACCAUUUUAUCAAUAGGCAGACAAAUUCCUCGGGCCCCACCAAAACAAUCCACUGUAAGAAGCCCCAACAAACAGCCCCACCAUGGCAAAAAUAAUUCAAGAGGGCCCUGUGACUAUAGUUUGCCAAGGGCUGCCAAAUGGUUAGAACCAUCACUGACUCUGUAUGAGUGUUAAAUUAGAGUCUCUAAGUGUUGAAUUAACACUGCUAAACUUUACUACGGAACAAGUCAAAACGCACAAUACGCAGGCAUCAAGGCUGUGGCACUCCCAGUCAUUGCUAACUUCUUCUUAACACCAAGGGCCAUCUUUGGUUGCGCACAACCAAAAAGGGUUAAAGCUGUUUCUGCAAUGUUAGUUUGUACUGUUUAUGCUCUAUGUAAAUACAUAAUUUCUUAAAUACUGCAACGAGCUUGUUGUGCAAUAGUUCACUCCACUGAAUGUUUAGUAUGCAUCUAUGUAUAAGUAAUAAACUUGAAACAGUUGAGGGAUUUGUUUGCUUAUCUGCCUCUGUUGAAUGAAUGCUCUGUGAGAGGUAGACCUUCACUGCUGCUAAGAAAAGUUAAUAA
Messenger RNA from Engraulis encrasicolus (European anchovy), 2241 nucleotides. RefSeq names its product cytochrome P450 2J2-like. The coding region runs from base 34 to 1530 and encodes 498 amino acids. The record is from RefSeq and is a predicted model, not a curated record. Gene Ontology annotation, biological process: xenobiotic metabolic process. The transcript has 9 exons. NCBI's taxonomy places the organism in Eukaryota, Metazoa, Chordata, Actinopteri, Clupeiformes, Engraulidae. Gene Ontology annotation, cellular component: cytoplasm; intracellular membrane-bounded organelle. Gene Ontology annotation, molecular function: oxidoreductase activity, acting on paired donors, with incorporation or reduction of molecular oxygen, reduced flavin or flavoprotein as one donor, and incorporation of one atom of oxygen; heme binding; iron ion binding.